Messenger RNA from Fusarium venenatum, 1044 nucleotides. RefSeq lists its product as uncharacterized. NCBI's taxonomy places the organism in Eukaryota, Fungi, Ascomycota, Sordariomycetes, Hypocreales, Nectriaceae. The record is from RefSeq and is a predicted model, not a curated record.
AUGUUUCACCUUGACCCAGAAAACCUUGACCCGAAGAAUCCCAAAGACAUAAAUUGGGAACACGCUGCACCUCGACUGCCAGAACCCCUGCCCCCAGUGAACCACAAAUUGUUCGAGAAUGACGACAUAGACGAAGAGACAAUCGAGGCCGCGAAGUACUACUCUUUAUGUUUCAAGACCGACCCGGAUCUUGACCCUGUGCAUCUUGAUCAAGAGCAGGAAGAGUUGUGCCUUGAGCGUGAUGGAAGAAAGUGUGUGUUGACGGUGGAGUCUAACAUUCGGAUCUUUCAUUUCAUCCCCAUCACAUGGAACUAUACCGUGGACCACAACAAUGCCACAGGAAUGCUCAAAGGAGCAAGUAUCGAGUUAGCUGGUGUCAAUCUCUUGAAUGCUCCCGCGGACAUCUGCAGCGCUAGUAAGCUUGGCGCGUCUCAUAAAGCAUGGAACAUGGUUUGCGUUCAUGAAGAUAUCUACGAUUAUCUCGUCAAGGGUCUUUGUGGUUUCAGGUUCAUUAGAUAUGAGGAUAUCGGCAAAGGCCAAGCCCUGGUGAACCUUGAACUCUGCUGGAUGUCCAAGUUGCCAGGACGAUUCAACGUUGACAUCAACAAGCAAAGGUUUCAAGCUGCGACCGAAGCAAUAUCAUUACAACAACGCUUUAACGCAUACUAUCGCCAGUGUUGUCCCACGAAAUUCCCGAAAAGUUCCGAAAUGGGCAAGAGAAUUCGAUCCGGCCACUCUAUCAACAUAACGAUGUCCGCACGAGACGCAGUGAAGUUCAAGUCUGUGGUCAAGGUACACUGGGCCUGUAUUCUGUUUACAGCUCUUUGUGGUGGUGCUGAGCGCGCUUGGAACCUAACUGGUAUGGAUCUAAGUGAUGGGUCUUUAAAGCCGAGGGAUCACGCAUUUGAGGGCGACGAUGACGAGGAAAACCUGAACUUGGAAUUGGAGAGCCUGAACAUUGACAUGGAGAGCCCGAACAUCAAGAUGGUACGGGAUGGUUUCAAGGCCUCCUUCGACGUUCCUGCUCUGGCCACUAUGUCGUGA